Grosmannia clavigera kw1407 is the source of this 3156-nucleotide messenger RNA. RefSeq lists its product as uncharacterized. The transcript is spliced from 2 exons. The record is from RefSeq and is a predicted model, not a curated record. Lineage: Eukaryota; Fungi; Ascomycota; Sordariomycetes; Ophiostomatales; Ophiostomataceae. The coding region runs from base 1 to 3156 and encodes 1051 amino acids.
AUGGCCGGCAGGUUCUACGACGAUGAUCGGGCAUACUACCAUACCCACUCCUUGAAUACCGUCCACGGUCGGGCGCAAUCCGUCCAGGUUUCACGAUCGGACCAUCGCACUUCCCGCAGCUUCGGCCGUGACAGACGGCGAAGCUACCCUACACGGGCCUUUGUCGAGGACGAAGCUUCGGCUCUGGCGAGGGAAUAUAACCCUAGCGUGAUCGACUCCGCGAGCGUAACCACCGAUGAGGAGCCCAAGUACCGCGGUGCCGUCGAUCAGGUGCCGCUCUUUGACCCUGUUCACGAAAACAACCCAGAGCGCCGGUUUGUGAUUCUGCCAAAGUCUGGCGACGGGGCGCAGAGCAAUGUCGCGUCAGACCACGAUCAACCGUCGGACAAGCCGAACGAGUAUGAAGCGAAUACGUGUCGCAAGUUCACCGUGCCACGCGUGGACGGUGACUCAGUGCCAUCUGAUGACGCGAAGACUUCUAAAGCAGCCGUAGCUGGUGCGGCAGCAGCAGCAGCAGCGGCAGCAGCAGCGACGGUGGCGACAGCGAAAUUGACAACGACAUCGGCAGAAACAGCUUCUACGACCCAACCUACCAUCCAGAGGCGGAAGAGUCGCCUUGAUCUGCCAAGGAUCGACACAGAGAUGGACGAGGAAAGAUUAUCCGGUCCACCACGGCCAAAAUUUGCGGCCUACACAGAUCAAAAGCACCACCGGCAGACAGAUUAUGACUUAUCGGAGCAGCACAAUAGUGCCUUCUUGUCUCCAUCCAUCACGAAGCAUGCUACCAAAGGCCGUGAUCGCACCUAUUAUGGCCAGGACAACAUCAGUAGCUCUGCCACGCGCGCACGAUCUGGAGACACCCGUGUAGCAGACGAUAGACGAACAAAUGGCAGCUCUCCCGACACCAAGUACAGGCGUCGUUCUUCUUCCUUCAACGAUACAGAAAAGCCUUCGAGGCGGCUGUCUUUCACCCGUACGUCGCGGGCCGAAGAGCUUAGCACUUGCACCAGGCGGAACUCGCCUUCGCCGCCGCCGAAGGAGCGCAGGGCUGAGGGCACAUCGCCAAUUCGGGAAUGCGAGCGGGAAAGUGAGCGAGAGCGCGAGCGAGAGCGUGAGCGUGAAAAGGAACGGGCAAAAGAACGAGACCGUGAACGGGAACGAGAACGAGAACGAGAGCGAGAGCGAGAGCGCAACCGUGACUGGGAACGAGGACACCGGGAACGAGAACGACGUGACUAUGAUUCGGACCGUGACCGACGUGGUCUUGGCCGGCGCAAUUCGGCUUAUAGGAAGCAUCGAGAUGCGGCGGGACGAUUAGACGUGGAGGAUGACAAGAUCAAAUCAGCUUCCACCCCGGCGUUGCGUCGUCAGCCCAGCGAUCGCCGUAAAGGACCGCGCAAGGAUGAGGAUGCAUCGAGUGGCUCAGACACGCGAAGGCUAGCUGUGGCGGCUGCGAUCAUCGGCGGUGUCAGUAGCAGUGCUCGAUACAAGUCUGUGGGAGGCACGCCGAUUUCUACCCCCAGGAUCUCACAGGCACAUAUUCCGCCUGUUGUGGUGGGCUCUAUACCGAGUGAAUUAUGUGAGCCGACGGCAUCACCUUCCCCGAGGUCUCCUACGAGGCCACUACGUGAGGAGCGAAAGAGAAACGAGGACAGGAAGCACGGCUCAUCUUCGGCUAGCUCGUCACCCGAAAGCCUUGCCAGGAUUCUGGAUACAGACAGGCCGAGAGGCCCCCGACAGGCCCGGAUGCCAAAUGUGAUCCACAAUCCUAUAAGCUACGAAUCGCGGGCGGGCACGCUGUCUAUGCCACCGCCCAAGUCUACUACCUUUCCGAUACGCGGACACAGCUCUGUCAGGGUUGUUGAUGGGGGCCACCGCCACGAGCGAUCGUCUUCUGAAGCGCGCCGUCUGCAUGGGCCGCAGCUGGCAAACCCGGCACGGGCGUCAGGAUUGUUUGACUACCCUCUGUCUUCUUCCCAGACCGGCCGUACGCCUGCAAUCUAUGUGAAUAUUACGAAUGGCCAUUUGGAGGACAGGCCGCAGAGUCGGCUAUCCGAACAGGCUCUAGACUGGCAAUCUGACAGCCAGCCGAGCCGAGCGCUAGAGAGGCAUCCGGAGCCUGCCCUUGGAACGUACCGGCAGCAUGCAUACGAUCUGCCCGAGUGCCCUAGGCAAGCUUUUAGCUCUAGACACCACGACUGGCGGGCGUUGGCCCAGUUCCCGGAUUUCUUCAUAUGCCCAACCUGCUACGAGGCUGCAUUUGCCAGCGGCUCUUACCGGAAUGAGUUUGUCCCGACUUCCAUCUACAACCGGGAGUCGAGAGUGCGGUGCACGUUCGGCUCGCUGCACUGGUACAAAGUUGCACUUUACCUCAACAACAAAUACCAGCUACCAAGCCUGAGUCUUGUCAAAGUUCUGUUUGACAACGAUGAGCAGCUGCGGCUUCCCUGUCCUGGCUCGAGGCAUGUGACGGGCGAUUGGUCGACUAUUUUGGACCCAUUCACGGGCAAGCCUGUGCCGGAUUUUUCGGUGUGUCAGCAGUGCGCGUCUGCUGUGCGGGUGCUGUUCCCGUGGCUCAGAAGGCUCUUACAGGUUGGUGAGCCAUACAGCCGUGACGUGGGCGCCGUUUGUGCACUAUACCACGAGCCAGACAGAAAGCGGCUUUGGAAGUACAUUGAGGUGUUUGAGAAGUCCAAUGAACUGGCCGAAGCGACAAAUUUGCCGCCGGAUGUCGAGGGUAUCGUCAACAAGCUGCUGGCGAUUAACUUCACGGACGAGUGCAAACGAGACAUUCCGGUUCGCGGCCGAAAGUGGUAUUGGAUGCGCUCGCUUCCGGAUUUUGUCGUCUGUGAGGAGUGCUUUGACGAGUUUGUGUACCCAAAGGUCAACAUGUACCGCGCAGUGGCAGGCGAUUUCUAUAAGGAACCAAAGGAGAUUACGUUAGCGGCGUGUCAUCUGUACUCGCAACGGAUGCGGGCCAUAUUCUUGGAAGCGUGCAAGAACAGUGACAAGGCAUUUCUGGAAGCGAAGCUGGAAGAGCGGGACCGAGUUGCGAAAGACGUGACAAACCGGCUGGGCCGGAUUUCGAAGCUGGACCACCUGGAGGAGGAGAGAGAGACAAACCAGCUACUAGAUAUGUGGAGGAAGUGGGAAUAA